AUGGAGCUGUUGUGGGUUGUGAUGUUGUUAGUCUGCACAGUCUUUGGUGCCGCCGAUUACAAAAGGAUAACUGGGAAGACUGUGAUUGGGAUUGAUCUGGGGACCACAUACUCAUGUGUUGGAGUGUUCAAGAAUGGGCGUGUGGAGAUUAUUGCCAAUGACCAGGGAAGCCGAAUCACCCCCUCCUACGUGGCCUUCACCAGUGAAGGUGAGCGUCUGAUUGGUGAUGCUGCCAAGAAUCAGCUGACCUCUAACCCUGAGAACACUAUUUUUGAUGAAAAGAGGCUGAUUGGUCGCACAUGGGGUGACUGGUCUGUGCAGGAGGACAUCAAGUACCUGCCCUUCAAGGUUACUGAGAAGAAGAGGAAGCCCCAUAUCCAGGUUGACAUUGGUGGUGGCCAGGUUAAGACCUUUGCUCCUGAGGAGGUUUGUGCUAUGGUGCUGACUAAGAUGAAGGAGACUGCUGAGGCUUACCUUGGCGAGAAGGUCACACAUGCUGUGGUCACUGUCCCAACCUACUUCAAUGAUGCCCAGCGCCUGGCCACUAAGGAUGCUGGUACCAUUGCUGGUCUGAAUGUUGUGCGAAUCAUCAAUGAGGCAACUGCUGCUGGUAUUGCUUAUGGCCUGGACAAGAAGGAUGGAGUGAAGAACAUUCUUGUCUUCGAUCUGGGCGGUGGCAGCUUUGAUGUUUCUAUUCUGACCAUUGACAAUGGUGCAUUCCAAGUGAUAGCCACCAAUGGUGACACUCAUCUGGGAGGUGAGGACUUUGACCAGCGUAUCAUGGAGCACUUCAUCGAGCUGUACAAGAAGAAGACUGGCAAAGAUGUGAGCAAAAACAACCGUGCUGUGCAGAAGCUGCGUCGUGAGGUCGAGAAGGCCAAGAGGGCGCUAUCUGCCCGGCACCAAACCCACAUUGAGAUCGAGUACUUCUUUAAAGGACAAGACUUCUCUGAGACCCUGACUCGUGUCAAGUUUGAGGAGCUGAACAUGGACCUGUUCCGGUCCACCCUGAAGCCUGUACAGAAAGUGCUGGAAGAUGCUGAAUUGAAGAAGUCUGACAUUCAUGAGAUUGUCCUGGUUGGAGGCUCCACUCGUAUCCCCAAAAUCCAGCAGCUGGUGAAGGAGUUUUUCAAUGGCAAAGAGCCAUGUAGAGGCAUUAACCCUGAUGAGGCUGUGGCAUACGGAACUGCUGUGCAGGCUGGUGUGCUUUCUGGAGAGGAGGACACUGGUAAUGUGCUUCUUAUGGAUGUGUGCCCCAUGACCCUUGGUGUUGAGACUGUUGGAGGAGUAAUGACCAAGCUGAUCCCCAGGAACACAGUGGUGCUCAUCAAAGAAGCCCAGAUGUUUACUACACCCUCUGAUUACCAGACAACUGUCGCCAUCAAAGUCUAUGAAGGUGAGCAUCCUUUGACCAAAGACAACCAUUUCCUGGCUACCUUUGACCUGACUGGCAUCCCUCCUGCUCCUCGUGGUAUACCGCAGAUUGAAGUCACCUUUGAGAUUAAUAUCAAUGGCAUUUUAUGUGUCACUGCUGAGGACAAGGCCACAGGAAACAAGAACGAGAUCAUAACUGACCAGAACUGGCUGACACCUGAGGACAUCAAACACAUGGUGAACGACGCCGAGCACUUUGCUGAAGAAGACAAGAAGCUGAAGGAGAGGAUCAAUGCUCACAAUGAGCUGGAAGGCUACGCAUAUUCCCUGAAGAACCAGAUUGAAUCCAUUGAGAAGGCAGUGGAGGAGAAGAUUGAAUGGUUGGAGUCCCACCAAGAUGCUGACCUGGAUGACUUCCAGACCAAGAAGAAGGAGCUUGAGGAAGUGGUUCAGUCCAUUAUCAGUCAGCUCUGUGGUAGUGCAGGUGGUCCACCAGCAGACGGCAGUAAGCAAAACGAGAAGGAUGAGUUGUAG
This is a messenger RNA of Maylandia zebra (zebra mbuna), 1908 nucleotides long. Its product is annotated as endoplasmic reticulum chaperone BiP-like. Gene Ontology annotation, molecular function: ATP binding; ATP-dependent protein folding chaperone. The record is from RefSeq and is a predicted model, not a curated record. Lineage: Eukaryota; Metazoa; Chordata; Actinopteri; Cichliformes; Cichlidae.